AUGGAGCCCAUCCCUCUGCUCACGCCCUACAAGAUGGGCCAGUUCGAGCUGUCGCACCGGGUCGUGCUGGCGCCCAUGACGCGGCAGCGCGCCUACGGCGGCGUGCCGCAGCCGCACGCCGCCCUCUACUACUCCCAGCGCGCCACCCCCGGGGGGCUCCUCAUCUCCGAGGCCACGCGCGUCGCGCCGGCAAGGGAGGACGAGGAGCCGACGUCGUUCAGGGACAUGCCGGGGGUCUGGGCGGCCGAGCAGGUCGAGGCGUGGAGGCCCGUGGUCGACGCCGUGCGCGCCGAGGGCGCCGUCAUCUUCUGCCAGCUCUGGCACGCCGCCGCCGGCGACGGCGAUGCCGUCCCGCAAAGGCAGCUGGUGAGCCCGCAGAUGAGCUUCGACGGCCGCCGCGAGGAGCUGACGUCGCCGAGGAGGGUGGCCGCCGAGGACGCGCCCGCCGUCGUCGACGCCUUCAGACGCGCCGCCAGGAACGCCAUCGAUGCCGGCUUCGACGGCGUCGAGCUCCAAGGCACCAACGGCUACUUCGUCGUCGACGACGGCGGCGGCCCGGAGAGCCGGUGCCGGUUCGCGCUGGAGGUGGUGGAGGCAGUGGCGCGGGAGAUCGGCGGCCACCGCCUGGGCCUGCGGCUGGACCAGUUCACCGCCGGGCCCGACGAGCACGCGCUGGCGCUCCACGUCGUGAGCCGGCUCAACGACCUCGGCGUGCUCUACUGCCACAUGAUCGAGCCCAAGGUGGACGGCCGGCGGCGCGUGUCCCGGCGGCUGCUGCCGUACAGGGAGGCGUUCCGCGGCACGUUCAUCGCCAGCGGCGGGUACGGGCGGGAGGAGGGCGACGCGGCCGUCGGCGAGGGGUACGCCGACCUGGUGGCCUACGGGCGGCUCUUCCUGGCGAACCCGGACCUGCCGAGGAGGUUCGAGCUGGGCGCGCCGCUCAACGACUGCGUCAGCGCCACCUUCUACGGCGCCGGCGCCGGAGCCGCCCACCCCGCUGUCGGAUACACCGAUUACCCCUUCCUAGAAUGA
This is a messenger RNA of Triticum turgidum subsp. durum (durum wheat), 1032 nucleotides long. The record is from the annotation of a GenBank genome assembly. Lineage: Eukaryota; Viridiplantae; Streptophyta; Magnoliopsida; Poales; Poaceae.